UGCAAACUAUGGUCAUGUUCUUGCGGAUCUUCGUUGUAUUGCAUCUUGGUCAAUUAGUACUGACUAAUACAUUGUGUAUAAACGUUGAUUUUACGAGAAUACAACAAGUUUUAAUGGCGCAUCUUCGAAAUACCGCAGCCAUCUCUACUGCUGAUUGUAGCGUCCAAUGCUUGUCUGAACCUAACUGUGGCGCAUUUACAUUCACUGAAGUUGGUGGAACGUGUUCAAUGCUCCGUGAUGAAACUGGAUCAUCUGCAAGCUGUGUUCAAGGACAUGUGUAUAGAAAGUCAAAUACUAGUACAAUGCAACAUGACGAAAUCGUUCGACUUGUUCCGGGUCCUCAGUCUGGCCGUCUUGAGAUUAGGUACCAGUCUACAUGGGGAACAGUCUGUGACGACGGAUUCACUGAUGUCGAUGCCAGAGUUGUCUGUAGAGAACUUGGAUUGCCCUCAGACAACGCAAUACCGAAGGCUUCUGCUUUCUAUGGUCAAGGAAGUGGCCCAAUACAACUGGAUGAUGUAAAUUGUGCUGGGGACGAGUCAUUUCUGAGCCAGUGUUGUCACCAACAAUGGGGCACUCACAACUGUGGUCAUGGUGAAGACGUCGGCGUCCUCUGUCAGUAACUGCCUGGAUACAUCACCAGCAUGGUACAGAAACAUGUGAUGCCCUACGUCGCAUAACUCUUCUAUUUGACUGCAGUAAUUAGGACCAGAGGCACGGAACUCUAUAUAGAUGUGGGUUCUUCAUUUAUAUAAAAAUAGGCUGGUGGCGUAGCCCAGUGGUUAAAGCGUUUGUUCGUCACGCCGAAGUCCCGGGUUUCGACUACCAAUAUGGGUACAAUGUGUGGAACCCAUUUCUGGUGUCCGCGCUGUGAUAUUGCUGGAAUGUUGCUAAAAGCGGCAUAAAACAAUACCUAUUGACACUCACUGAUAAUGCACUGAUCGUGGGUUCGAAUAUCAGUUUGUUUCUUACUAUGAUCCUUGAUUUGUCGGCACCCAUGCGCAUGGUGUGUAUUCCUCUAACAUGUUACUUGAUCAAUGUUAUAUAACUGAAAUACCUUUCAAAGCGACUCGGAACUCAGUAUCCACCCGCCAAAAAGUGUCUUUAUUUCUUCAUUAAGGCAAGAUGAUAAUUAUUCUAACAAAAAUCAGUCAGUUCAGGUGCAAACUGUAUUGGAAAUGUGAUACAUCUUUAUAUCAUUUCAACAUCAGUAAAAAUGCACAACAAUAUGUACCACCGUGUAGACAGAUUUUGGCUAGUCUUAGGGUUACUUUUUCCAUGCACAGUAUGGAGUACCUUUAGAUCAUUCAUAUUUGCCUAACAGGCAUCGAUCACUGGAGCUCACCUUAGAGCUCAAAUGAAGUUGCUGUCAACAUUGGUCAACAAAUCUAAACAAAAACACUAAAGUCUGAAGGUCGCGUGACCUACAUGUAUAAAGUUUCACAUUGUCAAUCAGGAUGACACAAAGUCAGGGCUGGUACAACGGAAUGCCGUUUUAUUUUCCCUCAUCCACAGCAAUAGGACACUGCUAGGGAACAGGUAUUGUUCAGUCUGGACAAUCGCCAGAACAGACUUGUGAUGAUACAAAGACACCAUUGGUUCUCAGUUACAUAUUGUGAAACAUUGACAGACCUUUGCGACUAUUGCACAAGAACGUUAUGUUGAUCAACAGCAGCGAUAGUUGAACUCCAUCAACGUUUCCUACACGGAGGAGACAGUGAUGUCUCGUCAACAUCGGCUACAACGUGGCGUACACGUGCUACGUUCUUUCUGGACCAGUGACACUUGAAGUUUUAGUGAAUUGUGGUGCAGCUUCAUCACAAAGUAGAUUGACAUAUGCACCGUCUUUGUGACCAUUGUGAACAUAGACAAUUGUCUCAUUGUGUAUAUGUGCUUUGUGGUUAUAUUAUAAGGUGAAACACAGCAUAGAUUUUUCAAAUUUCAAUUAUCGUAAGUGACAGUUAUCUGUACUUCUAAUUCAGGAAGAAUAUAUUAUGAAUAUCCAAUAGCUUGUAUCAGUUAUCGUAAGUAUAGUUUUGUGUUCUUUUAACUCAGAAAGAGUACAAUUAAAAUCUAGUAGCUGUUAGUGUCAAAUAUUCUGUAGAUCAGUACACCCUGUUUUGCUUCAUGCAUGUAAGUUAUAUAUGUUGUUUGUACACAUCCCACCCUAGCCUAGUCUUUUCUGAGCAAAGGGCAGCUCUUGACCACAGGAGUUAAAAAUGCCUUCAAGAAAGUUACAGGCGGAGGGAACCACCUCCGUGUUAUGAGGGCAAGUGACACGUGAACGUUUUCGUGGUUGUGUAGUUUCAUGGCUAAGUGGAUUGACGUGUGUACCAUCUUCAUUAGCAUUGUGGACGAUAAUUAUCCAAACGGGCAUAUAUCUGCUUUGUGGUAUAUUUCUCAAUUUAUCAGUGAUCGUAAGUAUUAUGUUUUGUUCUUUCAACUCGGAAUGCAAUUAAAAUCCAAUAGCUGUUAAGAGUCAAUUAUUCUGUAGACUAGUGCACCCUGUUUUGCAUCAUACAUGUUCGAUAUGUAUUUUGUUUGUACACAUCCCAACCUUGGUCUAGUCAUUUCUGAUAUGAAAGUUACAACAUAAUACAAGGCAAUGCAUAAUGCAGUGCUGGCAUUAAGUAAAAAAAUGGUAGACUGUUUCGGGUGUGUUUACAAAAAAUCUAGAAAAUGUUAGAAUUCAAUUGUAUCGAUGUGGGAGAAACGGUAAAUCGAUUAAUAAAAAACGGUAAUACCAAUUGGCUAAGAUGAUAAGCAAAGAACGAUAGAGAAUAACAAAACGAGAAAGUGAUGACAGAAUGGAGUAGUUAAGUUCCGGUGUUCCCAUCGCGAGUUCCAGUCUGGUCGAAAUCUGUAUGUUGCGGAUCUCAUGUUAAUAAAGGAUGUGA
This is a messenger RNA of Haliotis rufescens (red abalone), 2897 nucleotides long. RefSeq names its product deleted in malignant brain tumors 1 protein-like. The transcript is spliced from 3 exons. Gene Ontology annotation, cellular component: membrane. The record is from RefSeq and is a predicted model, not a curated record. NCBI's taxonomy places the organism in Eukaryota, Metazoa, Mollusca, Gastropoda, Lepetellida, Haliotidae. The coding region runs from base 9 to 623 and encodes 204 amino acids.